This is a messenger RNA of Colletotrichum gloeosporioides, 402 nucleotides long. RefSeq lists its product as uncharacterized. The transcript has 2 exons. The annotation marks the transcript as partial. The record is from RefSeq and is a predicted model, not a curated record. Lineage: Eukaryota; Fungi; Ascomycota; Sordariomycetes; Glomerellales; Glomerellaceae.
AUGCAUUUCUCCACCAUUGGCGCGGUCAUUCUGGCUACCCUGUGCGCCAGUUCUCAGGCAUGGGAAGUCGUCGCAUACGACAACGUCAACGGCUGCAGUGCCAACGGCAAUACGAGGUACCGCUCCAUCACGGGCGCCUCCAACCUCAACGGAUGCAUGACGUUCGACAACGACAUGCCCGGCACGGGCUGCCGCGAGUACCAGAACGGCGGCGCCACCAAUGGCGCAUGCGUCUCGGGGUCGCUGCUUCCAUCGUCCGUGAUUUUGCGCGCCGGAAGAUGCAUCAUCUGGGACCAGCCUGGGUGCCAGGGCAGGUUUAUCGACACUAAUGGCGCGGUCAAUGGAUGCAGUGACUUCAGGGCUUAUGGAUGGGGCAAAAUCCGCUCUUUCAAGUGCUUUGGC